Molecule: messenger RNA, 1634 nt
Organism: Cataglyphis hispanica
Lineage: Eukaryota; Metazoa; Arthropoda; Insecta; Hymenoptera; Formicidae
Exons: 11
Coding region: 414-1547 (377 amino acids)
Biological process (GO): regulation of transcription by RNA polymerase II
Cellular component (GO): transcription regulator complex
Molecular function (GO): RNA polymerase II cis-regulatory region sequence-specific DNA binding; protein dimerization activity; DNA-binding transcription factor activity, RNA polymerase II-specific
Source: RefSeq, a predicted model, not a curated record
UUGCAUAUUGCUCACAUGUCAAUUCUGAUCAUCAUCACUGUUCCUGCUCGGUACUUACGUGGUACUCCCGACUCUGGACUCUCGGUAGUCGCGCGUAGUUGAUCGCAUCGUUCGGAGAGUCUCGUUUCGCUUUAUCGUUUAAGUCGCCGUGAUUUUGCCGCAUGUGCCAACUGUGGUGUUCUUCGACCGAUCCGGACACCGUAUAUACCGAGGCUACUCGUGGAUUUCGAAGCGAUACUCUUCCGCGAAGGUAGAUGCGAAGUUUCUCUGUUCCUCAUUCUCUUCGUCUUCUCACUUGCGCGGCAACUGUCACUGAAUCGGCAGCGUGUCCUUGUCAUCAUCAUAGUAUAAUGCUUCGUGUGAUCCGCGUGUGACGGAAUUGGCGUAUCGUCGAUUCAGCCCCCGCUGCCAACAUGUUUCCCGCGGAUUGUGGCAACUACAAGAUGUAUGGUCCGAAUGAAUUUGGACAGGACUCGCCGAGAUACACGCCACAGGAUACUCUUUACGCAGACUCUCAUUAUAUCGAUGGCAAUAUCGCAGGAACCGGUCCUAGAGAUGCUCGGACAUGUAGCGACGAUGUUCAACCUUCAUACAGUGGAUAUGCACCCCUUCACUUGACGCAGCCACCUUGUCCAAUGCACCCAUCCCACGACCCUAUGAUUUUUCCCAUGGACCAAUCAGUAUCCUGUUAUCGCAAUAAUCCAUCUACAUCCGUCAAUUUGCCGCCACUUUUAACCGGCUCGGCAUCAAACUGGACACCUGAGGCUCCGCUAAUGUCACCGCAUUUUACAGCGAAUCCAAAUUAUGAUGGUAUUCACAUGAGUCCACAUCCUGUGGUAACGCAACGUCAGGAUUCCUAUUCUUGUUUUGCGCCCACGCCCGAUACAAAUGGUUCCAUUAAAAUAAAAAGAUUACCUGUGAUGAAUGCCGAAGAGAGAAUAGAUUUGCCCGAUAGUACUCGCAGUGAGACAAAGCCAUCGAACAACGAAUUUGCAGCGGCAAGUGCAAUUUGGGACGACACGAUUGAUUCGACGUCGCAGAGAAAAAGGACGAAGAGAUCACGCAGAUACACUCACGAAGACUAUGGCAUUCCUGGUACAAAAGCGGUACGCAAGGAAGAACGUCGUCAGAUCAAAAAUGUGUCUGAAAGGAAACGUAUGAAGGAGUUAAAUGAUGCUAUAAAAAAACUUGGCAGUAGAUUAUAUGAUAUAGGUUUUGGCACGACGCAUAUAAAAGACAAAGAUCAAACAAAGCUCGAUAUUGUCAAAAUGAUUGUUGAAAGUGUAAGAACGCUGGAACAACAAGUCAUAAAAUGCCACCCUAACGUCUCGAUAGAAAAGUGGAAACAACUUUGGUUAGAUUUAAGAAAAAAAGAGGAAGCGGUAAAAAAGGAGGAAAGAGCUGAUGAUGGCUCAAAUUUACCAGGCCAUCUUGCAGCGCACAUAGAACAUCCGGAUUCUCAUUUAUAUGGACACUCCCAACCACUCUUCUCCACAUUAUCUAGUCCACAAUCUUUCCUUCAACACAAUCCACCACAACCACAGUAGCAGCAGUUCAGUAGCAGUAUUGUUGCAUCUUUUGUGUUUCGUCUUUGCCUGAAAACUGUCUUUUGCGGUAUAUUUAUCCCCGGAGGA